Rangifer tarandus platyrhynchus (Svalbard reindeer) is the source of this 639-nucleotide messenger RNA. The record is from the annotation of a GenBank genome assembly. NCBI's taxonomy places the organism in Eukaryota, Metazoa, Chordata, Mammalia, Artiodactyla, Cervidae.
AUGAGUGUGCCUGGACACCACCUGCUGCCUAGGAGACAGGACCAGCGUCUGGUCUGGGUUCCAGGAACCUGGCGCCGCGUGGGUGAGGUAAUCAGGAGGUUACAGUCCAGGGGCUCGCCCUGGGGACCUGUGGGGAGCAAGCAUGGCCAGGCCACAGAGGACUGUUGCUUCCGCCCCAGCUUCCCCAUCCCUGGGCUCAUCUUUCUUUGCCCUGAAUGCCUGCUGUCUCCGGCAGGCUGUUUUGCAUGUGCCCUCCCCCAGGGGGCGCUGCUGUGUGCCACCCCCUUCCUGCGAGGAAAGGCCCUCCUUUGGGCCGCUGGCAGGGCUGAGCUUGGGGUGGGGAGGAGUGAGGGGCCUGUGUGUGAAGGCCGCUGCUCUCCAUGCCUUCGCCUCAGCAGACUGCUUUGGCUGCUCUUUUUAUGUGGGUAUUUAUUACAAGUGGCCUUGUGUCAGACACACUCAGUUACACGCGUGCACACUCGGCUCCCCACCUGGACACACUCACCAGUGGCCUUUCAGAGUGUGGAGGUGGGGGAGCCAGUGAUCCUGGGUGUGAAGUUUGCAAUGACAGGCUGGGGCGGGGUGGGGGUGGUGGAGGCCCCAUGGUUCACAGAGGAGGCCGACAAAGGUCUUGGGUAG